Molecule: messenger RNA, 768 nt
Organism: Desarmillaria tabescens
Lineage: Eukaryota; Fungi; Basidiomycota; Agaricomycetes; Agaricales; Physalacriaceae
Exons: 4
Coding region: 1-768 (255 amino acids)
Source: RefSeq, a predicted model, not a curated record
AUGAGCCUAAGCUGGCUUUCGAGGAACCUCCAUUUCGACGAUUCAGACGCCGGCGAGGACAGGAACCCUCUGCUGGCCUAUAUUCGCAGGCCCAGAAAACUACGCAAGGCGCCGCCACCUGCGAAGCCUAGAUACCCACCUAAUAAUCGAUUGGCGGCACGACGCAACCUCAAGGCGUCCAAGGUCGUGGAAGGACACGGAUAUCUGAAGAAUGCUUCAGAGUUGAUCCACCAGCAUCGGGGGUCUUUGGCAUCAAAUGUGCCGUCGCUGGAUUCCAGAUGGGCGCAGCUCUUCACUGUUGCUCCAGUGCUGCGAAAGCUUACCAAAGGCCGGCAGAAGCCGCAGGAGUGGUGUGAUAACGCUAGACAGCUACUCAAGGACGUGCAGAAAAAAUUGAGAGAUGCACGUCGCCGGAGUCGCGGAUCUACUUCGAUUUUCAGUUUCAUUUCAUUGGGAAGCACACGUCGGUCCCGAAAACAUACCCCUGCUUCGUCCAAUCAGAGCCAUUCUACCUAUCGUUCCCCGAAACAUACCCCUCAUCACCAUCACCAACCGAGACCUAGGGACCCGGGAACGGUCAUGUCGCCUUUGUCUUUUCAUCAUGCUCUCGAAUUGAAACCUCUACCGGAGAUUCCGAUUUCCAAAGGUCGAUUUUUCGAAGAUUGGGGGUCUCAAAAUUCCUCCUACGGGUCUCCUCGUCGACGUCAUCACCAUAAGCACCUUCAUCCCUCUUCAGAUUUCUCAAAAGUAACCUCACCGCAUUUGUAA